This is a messenger RNA of Puntigrus tetrazona (Sumatra barb), 4916 nucleotides long. RefSeq names its product integrin, alpha 11b (gene itga11b). NCBI's taxonomy places the organism in Eukaryota, Metazoa, Chordata, Actinopteri, Cypriniformes, Cyprinidae. Gene Ontology annotation, molecular function: integrin binding. Gene Ontology annotation, biological process: cell adhesion mediated by integrin; integrin-mediated signaling pathway; cell-matrix adhesion. The transcript is spliced from 30 exons. The coding region runs from base 143 to 3691 and encodes 1182 amino acids. Gene Ontology annotation, cellular component: integrin complex; external side of plasma membrane. The record is from RefSeq and is a predicted model, not a curated record.
CUCCGUUUUCCUCCUCCUCGAGGCAGCUGUCAGCUCCUCCUCCUCAGAUGAGCUUCUGCUGCGCUUCAGGACUCGAUCAGACCCGGCCGUCUGCUCUCGCUGGGAGGACCUGAUACGCACAAACAGACCGAUUCAUGAACGCAUGGAGUACACUUGCAUCUUUCUGCUGUGCGUCGCCGCUCUGAUGCCAGGGCGGCGGACCUGCUUUAAUAUCGACACCAGGCAUGCAAAAAUCAUCAGGGGUUCGAAGGAGGCUCAGUUUGGAUAUACUGUUCAACAACACGAGGCAGGCGGGCAGAAAUGGCUCCUGGUCGGAGCUCCCUUUGAGCGCAGCGGUGAACACCAGACAGGUGACGUCUACAGAUGUCCACUAGACGGCAAACCUGCCACAAACUGCACGCGGCUGCAUUUAGAAAAGGUAUCCCUGAACAACGUUUUCGAACGCAAAGAGAAAAUGAGGUUGGGAAUGACCCUCACCUCCAACCCAAAAGACAACAGCUUUGUGGCAUGUGGCCCGCUGUGGUCGUACGAGUGUGGAAGUUCUUAUUACAGCACAGGCAUCUGUUCAAAAGUCAACAGCAGCUUUGACUUCACACACAGCAUCGCUCCAGCCUUUCAAAGAUGCGAGACCUACAUGGACAUAGUGAUUGUGUUAGACGGAUCAAACUCCAUCUACCCGUGGUAUGAGGUUCAAGAUUUCCUGAUUAAUGUGCUACAGAAGUUUUACGUCGGUCCAGGACAGAUCCAGGUCGGGGUGGUCCAGUACGGCGAGAGAGUGGUGAGCGAGUUUCGUCUGGACGAUUUUCGUACGGUUGACGACGUUGUAGCCGCAGCUAAGAACAUCGACCAGCGAGGGGGAGAAGAAACGCGCACAGCUCUCGCCAUCAGCGAAGCACGAACACAAGCAUUCAAACACGGAGGUCGCCCAGAUGCCAAGAAAGUCAUGAUUGUCAUCACUGACGGAGAAUCUCACGACAGCCCAAACCUACGGAAAGUUGUGGAGGAAAGCGAGAAGGAUAAUAUCACCUUGUACGGUAUUGCGGUUCUCGGCUACUAUAAUCGGCGAGGGAUCAACCCUGAAGCUUUUCUACGGGAAAUCAAGUUCAUCGCCACCGAUCCUGAGGAGCACUUCUUCAGCGUCACUGAUGAGUCCGCCCUCAAGGAUAUCGUCGACGCUCUGGGAGAGAAGAUCUUCAGCUUGGAGGGCACUGACCAGAACGGUACGGCCUUUGGUCUGCAGAUGUCUCAAGCUGGAUUCUCCUCACACAUUGUAGAGGAUGGGAUUCUGGUUGGUGCCGUUGGGGCGUAUGAUUGGAACGGAGCCGUUCUGAAAGAGACCCGUCACGGUAAAGUCAUCCCACCCAAGUCCUCGUACGUGAAGGAGUUCCCAGAGGAGCUGAAGAACCACGGAGCGUAUCUGGGGUACAUGGUGUCUUCAGUCGUCUCGGCUCAGCACGGUCAGCUGUACGUCGCCGGAGCUCCUCGAUUCAACCACACGGGGAAAGUCGUCAUCUUCACGCUGACCAACAGUGGCAACCUCACCAUACUGUACUCACUGUACGGACAGCAGAUCGGAUCGUAUUACGGCAGCGAGCUGGCACCCAUUGAUCUGGAUGGCGAUGGACUGACGGAUCUGUUACUCGUCGGAGCUCCCAUGUACUUCUCCAAGGGCUGGGAGAAAGGCCGAGUCCACAUCUACGCCAUCAGCUCACAGGGCUCUUUUAUACCAGACGGGACUCUCGGAGCGGCAGAAAAGACCCACGACUCUCGUUUCGGCGCGGCUAUGUCUGCUCUUCCGGACUUGAACGGCGAUGGCUUCGGCGAGCUGCUGGUGGGAGCACCGCUGGAGGACAACCACAAGGGAGCCGUCUAUCUCUUCUACGGCCAACGAAACGCCAUCCAACCCAAACACAAGCAGAGAAUAGCCGCUGGUGACGUCUCUCCGGGUCUGCGUUAUUUCGGCCGCAGUGUGCACGGGGUGAUGGACGUGAAUGGAGACGGGCUCAUAGAUCUGUCCGUGGGGGCUUUAGGGGCCGCAGUUCUGCUUUGGUCUCGCAGCGUCGUCCGCGUUGGGAUCGCCAUUCAUUUUGAGCCUUCGAAAAUCAACGUUUUUAAUAAAGACUGCGUGCGAGGAGGUCGGGAGGUGUCGUGCAUGUUGGCCACCGUUUGUCUGAACGUCACUCCGCGGACGCCGAUGACGGAUCCGAAAACUGUCGCGCUGAGGUACAGCUUUGGUUUCGAGGAGAAUGGCUAUUUCCCCAGAGCCGUGUUGGACAGCACUGAAGAGAGCAGAGACGUCACGCUGCGGCCCGACUCAGAUCACUGCCAGCAAGUCUACUUCUACGUUCACGAGGUGACAGAUUACACACGUCCCCUGAUCUUCAGAGUCAACGUCGGGCUGCAGAACGCAGAUGAAGGGCCGGUGCUGGACGACGGGUGGCCCACCGGUCUGCAGUCAGAGCUGCCGUUCUGGAACGGCUGUGAUAACGAUGACCGGUGCGUUCCCAACCUCGUCCUGCAGAGCAGCUCGGACCUGUUAGACCGCAGGCAGUUCUGCGGGCGACGCGAGCGCUCCUCGUGGCCGCCGUGUGUCCAUCAGAGGACGAGCGGAGAACGUCUGGUGGAGGCCGGCCGGAGGAAGGUUCUGCUGGAGGCGCGCUUGGAGAACCGAGGAGAAAACGCGUACGGCACGGUCCUGCACAUCACGCAUUCUCCAAACCUCCAGUUCUCCAGUCUGGUGGUGAAGGCACCUUCAGACGCUGCGAUCGAGUGUCCGAACUCUGAUGAUAUGAGCCUCUACCGAACCUGCAACGUCAGCGCUCCCUUCAUGAGGUCCUCUGCUCAGGUUUAUUUUCGACUGGAGUUUGAGUUCAGCAGAUCGGUCUUCUUGAACUACAUCCAGAUCACUCUGAGGGUCUCCAGUGAAGGUGAUGAAAUGUCUCCAGAAGACAACGUCAAUGACAUAUAUCAUAAUCUGAAAUAUGAGGCUGAUAUUCUCUUCACAAGAGAAUCCAGCCGGUCCCGUUUUGAGAUCAAACCUGAGCUUGGCCAGAGCGUCUCUGCUGGGACCGGACCGCCCUUCAAUCUCUCUUAUCAGAUCCAAAAUCUCGGCAUGUUUCCCGUAUCUGAGCUUCUCUUCACGUUAAACGUCUUCGCUGUGACCAGAAAUGCGAACGCUCUCCUGCGCCUCUCAGACCUGGAUAUCGAUCAGACGUCUGGCUCACACUGCAACGCUCCACGCGUCAUCACCGCCGGCUCGUCCUCGCAGGAAGACCUCUCACUCAACCCACACAUGAACGCAUCCACUAGCGAUGCAUUAUUAGCGCAGUGUAGAAUCAACCUGCUUCCCCAAGGAGACGUUAUCAUUACCGCCGCAGGAUGGCUCAAUCUGCGUUCUUUAUUAGCUGUGAAAUUUAAGCGGUUAGAUCUGGUAAUGACGGCUGUAGUCGAGUUGAGCCCCUCGAGUCCGAUGUUCCUCCACGAGGAACGACCCAUGAGACACAUAAUCCUGGAGAUUAGGAAGGAGGAAGAUUACCGGAUUCCCAUCUGGGUGAUUGUUGGAAGCACAUUGGGAGGACUGCAGCUUCUGGCUCUGCUGGUACUGGCCCUCUGGAAGCUCGGCUUCUUCCACAGGCAAAAGAGAAAGAGGGAAGAGCAGGCGACCAAUGAGAAGACAGCAGAGGAUCGGUAACGCCACGGCGACCUCCUCAGCCAAUCACUCAGGGACUCUCCAGACACGGGUGUGUGUCAGCCAAUCAGCUGCUCUAGAGCACUGCCACGCCCCCCCAGCAGAACCAAUCAGCUCGCUUCCCCUGGCCGCGCUGCCAAUUGAGACAGAAGAUGUGAAGAUGCAGGUUUUGAGGAAGAAGAAAUGUCACUUAGUGUGAGACUUUGGAAACAGGUGAAAAGUACUAAAAAAACUGUUUUGAGAGGUUUUGGUGCUGAUAAACAAACCUCAGAUUGUGGAGAAAGGAUCGUAAUUUUAUUUUAUUUUUUUUUUUUUGCUGCAGCGUAAUUUCAAGCUGAUGCACUUGCACAUUGUAAAGAAUUUUGAACUUGAAAUCUGUAAAUAUUUUAAAAAGUUCAGCAAUAUAAUGUAAGACUAUGAUAAAAUACAAUAAAAUAUUUAACCAUAAAAUUUAUGCACCUUAAUGCAUUUGGUUGCAACAUCGGUUCAAGGUUCCUAUAGUUGACUUUUUGUCAUAAUCACAAUUUUCUAUAUAGUACAAUGCAGCUGGAAUUGGAAGUAUUGCUCGCUUCCAUGUGUAUCUCUGUGUUUUUGAGGGUAGCUGAAAUUAUGCCUUUCAUUUGCAAUACUUUUUAUUUAUUUUUUUGACUGCAAAUAUGCUGUCCGUUAAUAUUAUUUUAAGACUUUGACGAGAACCGUGGGGUAUGGUAUAAAUUGAUCAAAUAUCCUUGACAUGUCAACUACCCUAAACACUUUUUUUCACGAUUGCCAUGUCUGCGUUCAGAAUGGAAUCUACUAACAAGAACACUGCAGACUAUUUAAAAAAUGUGUAAACCAUAUAACGUUAUUUACAUUUAAAGUCAAAGUUUUUACGAAGAUGUCGGCCUGAUCGAAUUAUUAGUAAGAAAACGCAAACUCGUAAAUCAUUUGCGGUGCAUUCGUCGAAGACGGAGUUAAACGCAUUGCUUUGAUGGUUAAUGUUAUUCUGUGCAGUUUGAAAUAUGUAGGUCAUGCGAUGCAUAAAAACGCAAUGCACGCUAUACAUGCUACACACUUCAGCAAAAGCAGUUUGAUCGUUCUAUUCUAAACAUAGUCUUUCAAUCGGAAAUGUUUUCAGAUGCCGUGGUGGGGGUCGCUCGUUGUCUUUUAUGUCACCGUUUUAUUGCAUGUAAAGAUGACAGCUUGUCAUGUUAACUGGUCCACUGAAUACAUUAAAAUCACCUUGAUU